CCUCAGUGAGCCCUGUCUGCUCUUACUCUCUAGGGAGACUGGAUUCAGGACCAGAGAGCUCAGAGCAGUGUGUAUACGUACAGACUGAGGAAGGAUGUGAAGAGGAUCUGUAGCAGGUUUUCAAGAGAAGGACUACAACAUGCCUUGCUUUCUAUCUACUAUGGAGUCAAGGGUAUCAGACCAGAUGAACCCCAUGAGCUUUGUUCACCCUGUGCUGACCUGCUGCAGCAAAUAGAUGACAAAUAUGACAUAAUUCGACAAAAGCUAUGUACUGAGAUGCUCCAAGAUCACUAUGGCAUGCUAUCCUGGGAGGCCUUGUUGCCAUGGCAGCAGGAGGAGAGGGUGGAGGAGCUGGCAGAUUGGGCAGAAUGUGCCCUGGACAGCACAGACCUGCUCUGUCUCUCUGAGCUGCCUGGAGCAUUUAGAAUCUACAGGGGCUGGGACAGGGUGGCUCUGAGGUUAUGUCCUGAGCAAGUGAACCCAGAUGUGCUGCAAUGGACUGCUGCACUCUCCCUCAAAGAGCUGCAUUCCUGCAAUCAACUAGAGAAGAGGGGCCUGGCAGCUGUCAUGGAAAGUCUGGAUGUGACAAGCCUGUGGCAGCUGUCAUUGUAUGUGCAGGUGACAAUGAUGAGGGUAGCGAGAGAGAAACAUUCCCAUGGGGCUUUGCUGGCAGGCAGCCAAUCCUGGGAGAGCUGGCCAGAUGUUAGAAGCCCUCACUACAGAGACCUGGCAAGGUUCUGGCUUGGUGAGCAGAGUCCCUGGAACAGUGACAGGAGAGCAUUUUGUCACUGCUCACCACAGCAGGCAGUACUGCAGUGUAUGCUGUCAUGUCAGGAAUGUGAGCGGGAGAACCUCAUUGAGCUCUUCCACAGUCUCACACCAGAGGAGCUACAGGGGCCUGUGGUACAGAGCUCACAAAGCAUGGGAACUUUCCCAGAAUACCGUUCUGCUCUGAGACAGCUGUGCAUUAUGAGACUGAGAGAGAUAAAGUCUGAGCUCGGGGAGGCAGCCUCCUGGGGUGACUGUGCACUGGGGGUUCUGACUCAGCUAAUGAAGCUGCAGGAUGCAGAGGUCAUGGCGCUGAUCCUGGACCUGCAGGAAGUGAGUAAGGAUUACCUUAUUGAGCUUCACGACAAAUACACAGCAGAGCUACAAGCCCAAAAAUUGGCCAACUUGUUUCUGCUCUUACUGCCUGAUUCAUGCCAGCACAGCAGACCCAUGGGUAACAGUGUCAACGGCAAAUCUUCAGCCUUAGAGCUGCUGCACCAUGGUGAGGCUCGUGAGAUUCCACAGGGAACCAGAGACAAUGUGAAGGGAGCGCAGGAGAGGCCAGCAGUCGGCAGUGACAGAGGGGAGCUCGGUAGUGAGUGCAGAAACUCCCUUGCCCGAGAGGAAAUCCCCUAUUUGGAGGUAUUACAUGACAGUCGUAUGCAAGAGGAGCCAUAUGGUGAAAGAGCCAUUGUAAAGGGAGUGGAUGGCCCAUGUGAAGUUCCUCUAUACUUUGAAAAACAAGGUUCUCUGAUCGCAGUGGCUUGGGGUAAACCAGCAGAGGAUGCCAAUAUCCAGGUAUUCUCUGAUGAAAUGAUGGAGUGCGAAGCAGCCCCUUCUCUAGGGCAGGAGGAGGUAAGUGAUGCUCCACACCUCCAGGUGGCUACUGAAGAUGCAGGUGAAGAUGAGGCCUCUGCCUUUUUCCAGUGCAGUCCUUGUGCUGCAGGACACCAGGUUGAGACAGACCAGGAAGAUGCCAGUGCUAGCAAGUUACCACUAUAUGAGGCCCCUGUGGAAGACAAGGAUGGGGAGCUGCAUGGGGAGAGAAUGGAUCCACAGAGGCCCUCAGGCAACAAGUCAGAGCCAGUCUUUUCAGAAUUUAGUCAGCUAGCUGGGGACAUCCAAGACCAGCCAACUGAAGAAGCUAUUUACACUGGCAAGUCACCCCCUAGUGGCCCUACUGUACAUGAAACAAGGCCUGAAGAUGAAACCGAUGAAGAGAAAAGUGACCAGACCAUGGAGGAUGCUUCAAAAGAGCCACAUUUCGACAUAGCAACAGACUUUUUUGACACGUGCAAUGGAAAAGCUGAACGAUUCCAGGAAUAUCCAACCGAAGACGCUGCAAGUACUGUUAAAACAGGGACCAAGGGUUACCAAAGGGAAGCAACCAUUACUCACAUCUCUGAAAUGGAGCGUGAGGAGACCAUGAAGAGUCUUGUGGACAUGCAAAGGAAAGCCGAAAACAAGUGUCAGCGAGACAAGGAGAGACAAAUGUUCAGGAUCCAGGAGCGUCUGUCUAUCAUCCAGAACAAGAAGUCCGAGGAGGACCUUCUGGGACACAAACAGGGAGACAGCCUCAAGGAGCUCACAGAGAACUUUAAGCAGGAGGAUAGACAUCGGCAGAAAACCCUUGUUAAAGAGAAACUGGAACAACUGAGGCGAGAGCGCUCGCACGUCAUGCAGUCUAAGAGAGACAGGAACACAGCUGUAUUUAAGGAGCUCUUGGAUCCAGUGGUUCUCCAUAGACCUGAACAGGAAGACAUAGUGAAUUGUGAAAGUGUUAAUGCUCUGCACCAUCAAAUAGCUUAAAGUUGUGAAUGUGCAAGUCCCUCUGGUGGCAAGGGCUGUAAGAAGAGGAGAUGAAGUCACUGCCAGUCUGCUACUACAGAGUCUUCUAAUGAUAUUCAUCCUGGCUUUUAUCCUCUUUCAUAUGACUCACCUUUCCAAGGCCUGUUGACACUCCUUCCUAUAAUGUGUCAUUUCAUACACCUCCGUGAAAACGUAGCACAGUUCUCACUAUUAUUCGGUUCAGUUGCCUUGGUCUAAUUUAUUAAAUGCAUCAAUGUAAUUCUGCUCCGGAGCUGUUUAAUUUAUCACAGAGGUCUCAGACACACGCAAAAUGGUUGUCUUUUAUUGCAGUAAAUUCUUUUAGUUAUAUCGGGCAGAGAAGACACUUGCAUUAGAUUGUAUCGUUUAUUUAUUUUUUUGGUUACAAAAACCUUUUUAAAAAGUCUGACAUCUUUCGAAAUAUUUUAUGUUUUGUGCAUAUGAUACCAUGAUAUUUAUUACUUUUAUAUUCUUAGCAGGAGAAGAGGAACUUGGAUAGAGAUUAAAAUAAAUAUUCCUGAACUAAAGAUGGUGCUUUACCAUCUAAAAUUCAGGAACUAUGACUUUUAAUGAUAUAUCGGUUGACAUCU
This is a messenger RNA of Anguilla anguilla (European eel), 3185 nucleotides long. RefSeq lists its product as uncharacterized. NCBI's taxonomy places the organism in Eukaryota, Metazoa, Chordata, Actinopteri, Anguilliformes, Anguillidae. The record is from RefSeq and is a predicted model, not a curated record. Bases 277 to 2577 code for a protein of 766 amino acids. The transcript has 18 exons.